GAUUGGUGGCCCUGGGAGGGCGGGCUCUUUACCGCUGCCGCUCCGCUCCCCGACCCUCAGCAGAGCAGAGAUGGCGGCCGCUGCGCAAGUACUGGGUCGGCGUGUGGCAAGCUGGAGGCUGCGGACGCCGCUCGCCGGCCUCGUAUCCCAGCGGGCCCACUCGAUGUUGCCCGUGGACGAUGCGAUCAACGGACUGAGUGAGGAACAGCAGCAGCUUCGUCAGACCAUGUCUAGGUUUCUUCAGGAGCACCUAGUCCCCCAGGCCCAGGAGAUUGACCGCAGCAACGAGUUUAAGAACUUUCGAGAGUUUUGGAAGCAGCUGGGGAACCUGGGAGUCUUGGGCAUCACAGCCCCUGUUCAAUAUGGUGGCUCUGGCCUGGGCUACCUGGAGCAAGUGCUGGUGAUAGAAGAGAUAUCCCGAGCUUCAGGAGCAGUGGGACUCAGUUAUGGUGCCCACUCCAACCUCUGUGUCAACCAAAUUGUGCGGAAUGGAAAUGAGGCCCAGAAGGAGAAGUACCUCCCCAAGCUGAUCAGUGGGGAGUAUGUCGGAGCCCUGGCCAUGAGUGAACCCAAUGCUGGCUCUGAUGUCGUCUCCAUGAAGCUAAAAGCAGAAAAGAAAGGCGAUCACUACAUCCUGAACGGCAGCAAGUUCUGGAUCACCAAUGGCCCCGAUGCUGACAUCCUUGUUGUCUAUGCCAAGACAGAUGUGGCUGCGGUGCCAGCCUCUCGGGGCAUCACAGCCUUCAUUGUGGAGAAGAAUAUGCCUGGCUUCAGCACCUCCAAGAAGCUGGACAAACUGGGGAUGAGGGGCUCUAACACCUGUGAGCUGAUCUUUGAAGACUGCGAGGUUCCUGCUGCCAACAUCCUGGGCCAUCAAAAUAAGGGCGUCUACGUGCUGAUGAGUGGGCUGGACUUGGAGCGGCUGGUGCUGGCUGGUGGACCCAUCGGGCUCAUGCAGGCUGUCCUGGACCACACCAUUCCCUACGUGCACACACGGGAAGCCUUUGGCCAAAAGAUCGGCUACUUCCAGCUGAUGCAGGGGAAGAUGGCUGACAUGUACACCCGCCUCAUGGCAUGCCGGCAGUAUGUCUACAAUGUUGCCAGGGCCUGUGAUGCAGGCCACGUCACCUCCAAGCCCUGGCAGGGCCCUGCUGACCCGGAGCUUCCCCACAGGACUGUGCGGGUGUGGUUCUUUACUCAGCGGAGUGCGCCACAAAGGUAGCCCUGGAUGGCAUCCAAUGUUUCGGUGGUAAUGGCUACAUCAAUGACUUUCCCAUGGGCCGCUUUCUUCGAGAUGCCAAGCUCUAUGAGAUUGGGGGUGGGACCAGUGAGGUGAGGCGACUGGUCAUCGGCAGAGCCUUCAAUGCAGACUUCCACUAACCUUCACCCCCUUUCCCAGCACCUGGAGUCCUUUCUUUGGAAGGAGAGAUGUGACAGCUCUUAACACCUGCCAGGGGCAGACCCUGCUGCCCAGCUGCCCUCUGGCCUCUGGAUGAGGUUGAGUUUUCCACAGUGGCUGCCAAGCACUGUGGGCCUCAGAGCCAGCCAGCCAGCCUGCCCAGAUGAUGCAGGCAUGGGGGGAAUGCAGCAGCCAUUCUGGUACCACGUUUGGGUCUGAAUAUGAAGCAAGAUGCUACUGAGGGCUGUGGUUGGUGGAGGAUCUACCUGAAAAGCCUUCAGAGGCUUAAAGUGGAUUCAGCAGAAAAUAUGUUGGCUUUUCUGUGGCUCACUGGGAGAGCUUUGUUCUGGGCCCUUCACCUCUCAUUUCUAAGUCUGCUGUACCCACCUCCCAGGUAGGUACCUGGAGGCAGGGAGGCAGCCACCCCUUUUCCUUGGGUGAGCCUCUGGCAGGUAGGCCUCUGCUCAAGUACAGCAGAAGCAUGGCCUCUCUCCAUUUAUUCAAACUUGAGAGCCUCUUUUCUUUCUCGUUGGGGAAAAAGACCCCCAAGAACCUAGUAUUUUUUUCCUGUCAAUUUCUAGAGGCAUCAGUUCCAGCAGCUUGUAAGCAGGCACCCAGUCUGCAGCUGCCCAUCCAUCCCUCCAAGGCUUCAUUCUUUAGGGCUGAAAUCCUACCAUGUUGGGGUGGAGCUCUGGGAAGAGGCAUCUCAGACUACCUGUGCCACCUGCUGAGUCUACAGUGGGGCAGAGGUCAGCAUGCUUGUGAAGGAUCAGCUCCACUGUGGCCUCAAGACAGCACUUCUGAGCCCUUUAGCAUUACUCUGUCCCCACCACCGUCCAGUCCUGGCCACAUGACAGUUCAUAACUGACUGGGUGGGCCUGGGUUGGCUGGCUCAGCUCCAGCCAGAGCUGACUGCAUAUACUUCUCUCCACACCCUAUGGCUAGUUUUGUUACAACUGCACAGCAGCUGCCAUUUUAUAUUAAACUUACUAAGAAGCAAA
Molecule: messenger RNA, 2400 nt
Organism: Manis pentadactyla (Chinese pangolin)
Lineage: Eukaryota; Metazoa; Chordata; Mammalia; Pholidota; Manidae
Gene: IVD
Product: isovaleryl-CoA dehydrogenase
Exons: 12
Coding region: 71-1222 (383 amino acids)
Biological process (GO): L-leucine catabolic process
Cellular component (GO): mitochondrion
Molecular function (GO): 3-methylbutanoyl-CoA dehydrogenase activity; flavin adenine dinucleotide binding
Source: RefSeq, a predicted model, not a curated record